AUGUCCCCGUCUAAGUAUGGCGGUGGCCUGCAGUCACUAAGGCUGUUUGGCAGACAGCAGGAUGAGAAGAGCCUACUCAAGCACGAAGAGGUAGAUGAGUUGGAAUGCCCGCCGGGGAAGAAAGGCCUGCCCUGUAGGAUCGUCUGUCCGUUUAAUCUAAGCAAAAGAUAUGUCCUAGCGCUACUCAGCAGUAUGGGAUUUCUUAUAUCGUUCGGCAUAAGGUGCAACCUGGGCGUGGCCAUAGUGGACAUGAUUGACAACUCGACAGACAAACGAACCGGCGAGAUCAGGCCGGCAGAGUUUGACUGGUCUCCUAGUCAGAUAGGAAUCCUGGACAGUGCUUUCUUCUGGGGAUAUCUGAUCACGCAGAUACCUGGCGGGCUCAUAGCCGCUAAAUUCCCAGCGAACAGGUGUUUUGGCGUCGCGAUCGGCACGUCUGCAUUUCUCAACCUGCUCAUACCGGGGGCCUGCAAGGUUUCUAUAGAACUAGUUAUCUUCGUUAGGGUCCUUCAAGGUCUAGUCGAGGGUGUCACGUACCCCAGCUGUCACGGUAUGUGGAGAUGGUGGGCACCACCGAUGGAGAGAAGUCGCUUGGCCACCAUAUCCUUCUGCG
Priapulus caudatus is the source of this 613-nucleotide messenger RNA. RefSeq names its product vesicular glutamate transporter 2-like. The annotation marks the transcript as partial. Gene Ontology annotation, cellular component: synaptic vesicle membrane; excitatory synapse. The transcript is spliced from 6 exons. Gene Ontology annotation, biological process: regulation of synapse structure or activity; monoatomic anion transport; neurotransmitter loading into synaptic vesicle. The record is from RefSeq and is a predicted model, not a curated record. Gene Ontology annotation, molecular function: neurotransmitter transmembrane transporter activity; L-glutamate transmembrane transporter activity. Lineage: Eukaryota; Metazoa; Priapulida; Priapulimorpha; Priapulimorphida; Priapulidae.